Striga hermonthica is the source of this 1545-nucleotide messenger RNA. The record is from the annotation of a GenBank genome assembly. Lineage: Eukaryota; Viridiplantae; Streptophyta; Magnoliopsida; Lamiales; Orobanchaceae.
AUGGGCUACGAAAACCAAGGAUAUGAAGAAGCGCCUCUCCACGCGCCGAAAGAGCAAAUGUCAUCGAUCAUCCUCGCCAAUGAUCAUCCUUCGCUACCCUCCAACGGCUCGAAAUCGUUUAUCGAUGACCCGCUCACUUCAUCUUCACAGUUCGUCGAGAUCCCCACUGACGAUGCUGAUCAUCCGUGCUCGCCCCCAUCGAAACAAAACCCAAACCCUAGCCACAGCUCAAUCAAUUCUUUCCUCGAGCCCCCCUCUUAUGCAGAAGCAGUUUUCAAAUCCUUCGAUUUGGAUUCAAUUGAUUCUGCUGAUAUUAACGGCCAAGAUCUCUCCCCAUUGGCAUCGCCGUCGUUUUCAUCAUAUUACCUCAAAAUCUCAGUUUCAGAUCCACAGAGGGAGCAGGAGCUAUCUAGUUCACUCGUCCCGGGAGGAAAUACAUACGUUUCAUACUUGAUUACAACCUUCACAAACAUGCCAGAAUUUAGCGGCACUGAAUUUAACGUCAGAAGGCGAUUUCGAGAUGUAGUUGCCCUUGCUGAUAGAUUAGCAGAGAACUUUCGUGGGUUUUUUAUUCCAUUGAGGCCGGAUAAGGGUGUGGUGGAGAGCCAGGUGAUGCAGACUAACGAAUUUGUCGAGCAAAGGCGUGCGGCAUUGGAGAAAUAUCUGAAGCGUCUUGCCGCACACCCUGUAAUAAGGAUGAGCGAGGAACUGCGGCUGUUUCUAGAAACUUCUGGGAAAAUGUCGCUGGCAAGGACGACUGACGUGUCGUCAAGGAUGUUCGAUAGUGGGUUGGCUGAAACAAGUGAGGCAGUGCAGCCUGCAAGGGGUGGGAGGGAUUUCUUGAGGAUGUUUAAGGAGUUGAAGCAGUCGGUGUCGAAUGAUUGGGUUGGGGCAAAGCCACCGAUUGUCGAUAUUGAUAAAGAGUUUUUGGAUAGGAAAGAAAAAUUGCAGGAUUUCGAGCAGCAGUUGGUGAAUGUUUCUCAGCAGGCUGAAUCACUUGUCAAAGCCCAGCAAGAUAUCGGGGAAACAAUGGGUCAACUGGGCCUAGCAUUUGUCAAAUUAACCAAAUUUGAAACAGAGGAAGCAAUUUAUAAUUCCCAAAGAGCGCGUGCUUUGGACAUGAAAAAUGUGGCCACUGCUUCUGUAAAAGCAAGCAGAUUAUAUCGUGAAUUAAAUGCUCGAACUGUCAAACAUUUGGACAAGCUUCAUGACUAUCUUGGUGUGAUGCUUGCUGUGAAUAAUGCAUUUUCGGACCGAUCAAGUGCUUUUUUGACCGUACAAACUCUUUUAUCUGAUUUAUCAUCAUUACAUUCAAGAAUAGAGAAGCUAGAAGCUGCUUCGUCGAAGAUAUUUGGUGGUGAUAGAUCGAGGAUUCGAAAAAUAGAAGAGCUGCGAGAAACUGUUAAAGUAACCGAGGAUGCUAAAAAUACUGCAGUUAGAGAAUAUGAAAGAAUCAAGGAAAAUAAUAGAAAUGAGCUUGAGAGACUAGAAAAGGAGAGGCAUGAUGAUUUUGUGAAUAUGGUGAGAGGAUUCAUUGUUAAUCAG